Crotalus tigris (Tiger rattlesnake) is the source of this 3284-nucleotide messenger RNA. RefSeq names its product tubulin beta-6 chain. The record is from RefSeq and is a predicted model, not a curated record. Bases 127 to 1479 code for a protein of 450 amino acids. The transcript has 4 exons. Gene Ontology annotation, molecular function: GTP binding; structural constituent of cytoskeleton; GTPase activity. Gene Ontology annotation, cellular component: microtubule; cytoplasm. Gene Ontology annotation, biological process: mitotic cell cycle; microtubule cytoskeleton organization. NCBI's taxonomy places the organism in Eukaryota, Metazoa, Chordata, Lepidosauria, Squamata, Viperidae.
UUACUCUAGAAGUCACAUUUGGCAGAUGAUAAGAGUAGCUGUAGCUGGCACUGCAGGGGGUGAGUGACUCUUUUGGAGAGAGCAUCUGGAAAAGAGGAAUCCAUCUUCCUUGCUGGAUCUAGCAAGAUGCGUGAAAUUGUGCAUGUCCAGAUUGGUCAGUGCGGGAAUCAGAUUGGUGCAAAGUUCUGGGAAAUCAUCAGCGACGAGCAUGGGAUUGAUACCACAGGAAAUUAUCACGGUGAUUCACCGUUGCAGCAGGAAAGAAUUAAUGUGUACUUCAAUGAAGCGUACUCUCAUAAGUAUGUUCCUCGUGCUAUCCUGGUAGACUUGGAACCUGGAACAAUGGACAGUGUGCGAUCCAGCAAAAUAGGUCCACUCUUUCGGCCCGAUAACUUCAUUCAUGGAAAUUCAGGUGCUGGUAACAAUUGGGCAAAGGGUCAUUAUACCGAAGGGGCCGAAUUGAUUGAAAAUGUAAUGGACAUUGUGAGGAAUGAAUCUGAAGGAUGUGACUGCCUCCAGGGCUUUCAGCUUGUCCAUUCUCUUGGAGGUGGGACAGGCUCUGGAAUGGGAACCCUUCUGAUUAACAAGAUCAAAGAAGAAUAUCCUGAUAGGAUCAUGAACACUUUCAGUGUGGUGCCCUCACCCAAAGUUUCAGACACUGUUGUUGAACCGUACAAUGCCAUCUUAUCCAUCCACCAGCUGAUAGAAAAUACAGAUGAAACCUUCUGCAUCGACAAUGAAGCUCUGUAUGACAUCUGCUUUAGAACACUGAAGCUCCCCACACCAAGCUAUGGAGAUCUCAACCAUUUGGUGUCCCUCACCAUGAGUGGUGUCACUACCUCACUUCGCUUUCCUGGCCAACUCAAUGCAGAUUUGAGAAAGUUGGCCGUCAACAUGGUGCCUUUUCCCAGACUUCACUUCUUUAUGCCAGGAUUUGCUCCACUAACAGCUCGGGGCAGUCAACAAUACCGAGCUCUGUCAGUCCCAGAACUUACGCAACAGAUGUUCGAUGCUCGGAAUAUGAUGGCAGCUUGUGACCCACGUUACGGGCGGUAUUUGACAGUGGCCUGCAUCUUCAGAGGCCAAAUGUCUACAAGGGAAGUGGAUGAGCAGUUAUUGGCUGUGCAGACUAAAAAUAGCAGUCACUUUGUGGAAUGGAUCCCCAACAAUGUUAAAGUGGCUGUUUGUGACAUUCCUCCUCGUGGUCUAAAAAUGUCGGCCACCUUCAUAGGUAACAACACGGCCAUUCAGCAGCUCUUCAGACGCAUCUCUGAUCAGUUCUCAGCAAUGUUCAGAAGAAAAGCAUUUCUCCAUUGGUACACUGGUGAAGGGAUGGAUGAAAUGGAAUUUUCUGAGGCAGAAGGCAACACCAAUGACUUGGUUUCCGAAUACCAGCAGUAUCAGGAUGCGAAAGCUGAUGUAGAAGAAUAUGAGGAAGUGGAGGAGGAAGUCAGGGAAGAAGAAAAGGAAACAGCUUAAAUGGAAAAGCAAUGACUGACCUUUGAUCUUUAAAAAACAAAACUUUAUUAAUAUGCCAAUUAUUACCAAUUAAAGUGGCUGGCCUCACUCCAAAAAGGAACUUUUAUUAAAUCAAAUGCAGGAACAAUUACUAUGCAUUAAGCUAAGAUGUAUCUAACUCUUUUUUUUUUCUCUUAAAAUGCAUUGAAGAACUAACCCAACAUCUUAGUGUUUGAUUUAAGAGCUUCAUCUUGGGCAAUGAGUAUUUCCUUUGAAUCAGUGCCUUAACUGUAGUGCUUCAAACAAAGAAGCAAAGCUAAUCACAUGAUGUGCUAAAUUAGGAGGGCAGAGAAUGUGAUUGUUCAACUUGUAGAUUUUGCUGUAGAACAGGUCUAGAACAUGUCUUAACCCUGGCAACUUUAAGAUAUGUGGACUUCAACUCCCAGAAUUCCCCAGCCAGCGCACAUAUCUUAAAGUUGUCAAGGUAGAGAUACACUGACUUAGAGUCUUGUCACUUGAAUAUACCAGCCAACCUAUAUAGUUUAUUAUGGAGAAGGACCACUGCUAUUGCCAUUUGUGUUUCACUCUUCUAGUAUAUUUAAGCUUUUGCAGAUUUAAGAUGAGCAGCUUAAUGAAUAUAAACUCUAACAAGAUUAAAAAUUAUUACCUCUUAAAUCAUUUGACCUACAUUUUAUGUGGACCUUUGAACCUAUUAAUUGGACAGACGUUCUUUUCAUUGGAUCAGCUCUCUCACAUAAGGCAAGAAUAUAGGAAUGAUGCUGCAGGAUGAAAUCAAAUGGUCCAGAGUUCCACCAGCUAAACAUUCUGGAAAGGGUUCAACAGCCCUUACCAUUAUCUAAAAACAUGUCAAUUGCCUUUGAACACAGAGAUUUUAUUUAACCACGAUAGUUAAAAGCUAUUGAUAGAUCUUAUUAUUAAUUUACCCAGUCAUUCAUUAGAGUCUAAAAGUGAUGGAUUAUUUUCAUUUUGAAUCAAUUAAUAUAACACAGUGAGCAGCACUGGGUUGGUUGGUUGGAAAGCUGAGCUCCACGUGAUGGCGUGAGCUCCCAUCCUUGCCCCAGCUCCUGCCAACUUAGCAGUUCAAAAGUAUGCAAAUGCAAGUAGAUAAAUAGGUACCCCUUUGGUGACAUCAUGCUGGCCACAUGACUGCAGAAAUGUCUUUGGACAGCACUGGCUCAAUAGCCUGGAAACGGAGAUGAGUACCACUUCCUAUAGUCAGUAACAACUAGCAGAGGAAAACCCUCCUUUACAUGUUAUCUUUUUUUAAUGUAAAGCAUUACAGGUAGUCCUCUACUUACAACUAAUCAUUUAGUGACUAAAGUUAUGACAGCAUUGAAAAAAGUGACUUAUGACUGGUUCUUGCAUUUAUGAUGGUCAGUGUCCCUGCAGUCAUGUGAUCAAAAUUCAGGCAUUUGGCAAUCAUGAUGGUUGCUGCAUCUCAGGGUCACGUGAUCAUCAACUGUGAUCUUCUCAGUUGGCUUCCAACAAGCAAAAUUAAUGGUGGAAACUGGAUUUUUAAAUAUGAGAUAAGAGACAUAAAGAGGAAAAAUAAAAAAGAGGAAAUACUAAGUGUGGAAAUAAAAGAAAUCUUGGCUAUUAAAUUGGAGACUCUAAGAGACUCUGGAGAAUUACAAGAAAAAUAAAAAUAUUACUUCGUAUUAUUAAUUGGUUGAUGCAGACGGUGAGAAUCAUGUAUAGAUCAGAGGUGUAUCUGGAACCUUAGACUGUGGGGGAACCGUGAUUUUAAACUGAUCAUUUAAAAUUUGGAAAUGAAAAAGAUUAAACUUUACAUUUAAAAUAUUAAA